Molecule: messenger RNA, 1372 nt
Organism: Daucus carota subsp. sativus
Lineage: Eukaryota; Viridiplantae; Streptophyta; Magnoliopsida; Apiales; Apiaceae
Product: F-box protein PP2-A15
Exons: 3
Coding region: 256-1149 (297 amino acids)
Molecular function (GO): protein binding
Source: RefSeq, a predicted model, not a curated record
AGCCGGUUCCCAACUGUAAGAUAAGAACAUUUAUUCUUACACACAUUUAUACACAUACAUACAUUAUACAUACACACUACACACACCUUUCUUCCCUUUUGUCUCGAAAUCACGCCUUUUACACCACUACCAACCUUAUUCUCUGUCACUCCAGCGCGCACACACACAGUCUCUCUCUCUCUCUCUCUCCAUCAAAUUAAAGAUAUUGCAAGAGAGAAACAAACCCUAAUUGGAAAGUGUGUGUUGGGGGUCCUGAUGGGCGCGUCACUGUCGAACCUAACAUCCGAUGGUUCGACUAACGGAGGGCCUGGGCUGGGUGACAUACCAGAGAGUUGCGUAGCCUGUGUGUUUUUGUAUCUCACUCCUCCCGAGAUUUGCAAUCUCGCGCGUCUCAAUCGCGCGUUUCGCGGUGCCGCUUCAUCCGACGCCGUUUGGAGUUCGAAGCUGCCUAACAAUUAUCAAGAUCUGCUUCACUUAAUGCCUCCCGAGAGGUACCAGAAUCUCUGUAAAAAGGAUAUUUAUGCUAUUCUUUCUCGUCCCGUUCCUUUUGAUGGCGGAAACAAAGAAGUAUGGUUGGAUAAGAUCAGCGGAAGAGUUUGCAUGUCAAUAUCAGCAAGAGCGUUGUCAAUAACGGGAAUCGAAGAUCGGAGAUACUGGAACUGGAUUCCAACCGAAGAAUCUAGGUUCCAGGUCAUGGCCUAUUUGCAGCAAAUAUGGUGGUUUGAAGUAGAUGGAGUGGUAAAGUUUCCUCUUCCCCCAGAUAUAUAUACUCUGUCAUAUAGGAUUCACCUUGGACGAUUUUCAAAAAGACUUGGUAGGCGCAUUUGCAAUUAUGAACACACUCAUGGAUGGGAUGUGAAACCAGUAAAAUUUGAAUUGUCUACUUCAGAUGGUCAGCAAGCAUCAAGUCAUUGUUACUUAGAUGAAAAUGAACUGGAUUACGCCGGGGGAAAUUAUAAGCGUGGACGCUGGAUAGAGUACAAGGUUGGUGAAUUUAUGGUCAGCGGUUCAGGUCUUGCUACAGAAGUAAGGUUCUCAAUGAAACAGAUAGACUGUACACAUUCCAAGGGAGGACUGUGCUUAGAUACUGUAUAUAUCGUACCCAGUAACUUGAAAUCACAAAGAAAAAGAAAUGGGAUUUUGAAAUGAUAGUCGUAUAGCAAAGGGGUAGCUGAUGUUAAAAAGUCUUGAUUGGUAUUUAACCAAAGGAAAAGAGUUUACAUUUUACACACUUGUCAUGUGAUUGGGGAAUGUCAUUUUAGUGUGGUUUUGUAGUAUGUUUUUCCUUUAUCAGUGUAAGUGUGUAACUUCUAUCAGUGUAUUUUAAAUCAGAGCUUUAUACAUAUAUGUGAUAUGUUUAGAAAUCUUGGUA